Tachyglossus aculeatus (Australian echidna) is the source of this 2216-nucleotide messenger RNA. RefSeq names its product potassium inwardly rectifying channel subfamily J member 3 (gene KCNJ3). Gene Ontology annotation, cellular component: plasma membrane. Gene Ontology annotation, biological process: regulation of monoatomic ion transmembrane transport; potassium ion import across plasma membrane. Lineage: Eukaryota; Metazoa; Chordata; Mammalia; Monotremata; Tachyglossidae. Bases 264 to 1754 code for a protein of 496 amino acids. The transcript has 3 exons. Gene Ontology annotation, molecular function: G-protein activated inward rectifier potassium channel activity. The record is from RefSeq and is a predicted model, not a curated record.
CCCCUUUGCGUCUCGGCCGGAGGACCGGGAGGGAGGGCAAGGUCCGGUACUGAUGGAUCGGCUCCAAACUUGCAGGCGCGCACCUUUGGGGAGGGGGCGGCCGUGACCCUGGGCCCCACGGCCUGCCAGCCCCUCCGGCUCCCGGGGAGGAGGAGACCCGGGGGUCCUGUGCGGGAGGAGGAGGAGGAAGGAGGUCCGUCUCCAUCUUCCCGGGCUUUCGGGUGUCCAGCGGUGGGCCCCAGGCUGGCCGGCCCCUCCGGAGCAUGUCCGCCCUCCGCAGGAAAUUUGGCGACGACUACCAGGUGGUGACCACCUCGUCCAGCGGGUCGGGGUUGCGGCCGGCCGGUGUCCCGCCGUGCCCGCCGCGCAGGAAAAGGCAGCGCUUCGUGGACAAGAACGGGCGCUGCAACGUGCAGCAUGGCAACCUGGGCAGCGAGACCAGCCGCUACCUGUCCGACCUCUUCACCACCCUGGUGGACCUCAAGUGGCGCUGGAACCUGUCCAUCUUCAUCCUCACCUACACCGUGGCCUGGCUGUUCAUGGCCUCCAUGUGGUGGGCCAUCGCCUACACGCGCGGGGACCUGAGCCAGGCCCACGCGGGCAACUACACGCCCUGCGUGGCCAACGUCUACAACUUCCCCUCGGCCUUCCUCUUCUUCAUCGAGACGGAGGCCACCAUCGGCUACGGCUACCGCUACAUCACCGACAAGUGCCCCGAGGGCAUCAUCCUCUUCCUCUUCCAGUCCAUCCUGGGCUCCAUCGUGGACGCCUUCCUCAUCGGCUGCAUGUUCAUCAAGAUGUCCCAGCCCAAGAAACGGGCGGAGACGCUCAUGUUCAGCGAGCACGCGGUCAUCUCCAUGCGCGACGGCCGGCUGACGCUCAUGUUCCGGGUGGGCAACCUCAGGAACAGCCACAUGGUCUCCGCUCAGAUCCGCUGCAAGCUGCUCAAAUCUCGGCAGACACCUGAGGGUGAGUUCCUCCCCCUCGAUCAACUUGAACUGGAUGUAGGUUUUAGUACAGGGGCCGACCAACUUUUUCUUGUUUCCCCACUCACGAUCUGCCAUGUGAUCGAUGCCAAAAGCCCCUUCUAUGACCUUUCCCAACGCAGCAUGCAAACUGAACAGUUUGAGAUUGUCGUCAUCCUAGAGGGCAUUGUGGAAACCACCGGGAUGACAUGUCAAGCCCGGACCUCAUACACUGAAGAUGAAGUCCUCUGGGGCCACAGGUUUUUCCCGGUCAUUUCCCUAGAGGAGGGAUUCUUUAAGGUGGACUACUCCCAGUUCCAUGCCACCUUCGAAGUCCCCACCCCUCCUUACAGCGUGAAGGAGCAGGAGGAGAUGUUUCUGCUGUCGUCCCCGCUAAUAGCCCCCGCCAUAAGCAACAGCAAGGACAGGAAUCACUCAGUUGAGUGUCUCGACGGGCUCGAUGACGUGGGCGCUAAGCUCCCUUCCAAACUGCAGAAAAUGACGGGGAGAGAAGACUUCCCCAAAAAACUCCUGAGGAUGAGCUCCACCACGUCGGAAAAGGCCUACAGCCUGGGGGACUUGCCCAUGAAGCUGCAGCGAAUAAGCUCGGUCCCCGGCAACUCGGAGGAAAAACUGGGGUCUAAGACGACCAAGAUGCUGUCCGACCCCAUAAGUCAGUCGGUGGCGGACCUACCGCCCAAGCUCCAAAAGAUGUCAGGUGGGGCGGCGAGAAUGGAGGGCAACCUCCCGGCCAAGUUACGGAAAAUGAACUCCGACCGCUUCACAUAACGAGAGUCUCCGCCGCCCCCGCAGGCCUGACUUCCCGUCCUGGUUUUCGCAGCGGUCCGGUGUGUGGGUGAGCAGGUAGUUCUCGCUCCAAGGGACGAGUCCAUUGGGAAAGGGGGAACUGACUUAUCCUGAAUUCUACCUGCUCACCGGCAGCAUUGCCCUCUCCGGGCACAGCGGCUGCCCGUAGGGUCGGCGGUGGGGCAGAGAGAACGAUUAUUACCUGGCAUGUAGUAUCCCAUUGAGCAUGCAAUAAUAGUGUGCGAAUUUUGCAUAUAGUUUUACGGCAUGAUUCUCCUAUUUAUAUUGUAUAUUCUGAAAGAUAUUCAAAGGUGGGGAGUCCUCUUCCCUCUAUUUCUAAGGUAAGCAAAAUAUAAGAAAGAGUGAAUAGCUUUCAGGCCAAAUACCAAUUUCAGUUAAAAAAAAAAAAAAUAUAUAUAUAUAUACACACACACAAACAUAUAU